UCUUCUUGUACUGUAACCACAUCACAAUUCCCACAUCCGACUGCCGCCCAACGCUGAAGCUGCCUUGAAAAACAACAUGAUCGCCAAAGCCCCUCGCCCUCCGCGGGUGGCCAUCAUCAGAAACUAUUUGCUGGAUGGCUCCUGGGGCCAGGAUAUGCUCGACUCUUUCAGCCAACUCAUCCUUGCUGCAGAGCCCGAUGCCAAUAUUCAAUACUUCCAACCCCUUGAAGGAGGAGACCUCCCUGAUGCAUCGAGGUUCGACCUUGUUAUAUUGACUGGUGGCACCUAUGAUUUGACCCUCCCGGACACUGAUCCUUGGGUCGCCAAACUUCUGGGAUGGAUCAGGGAUACUGUCUCCCGCAAUCCCGAGACCAAGCUGCUCGGUAUCUGCUGGGGACAUCAAGCUAUAUCGCAUGCCUUGGGAGGCAAGAUAGCAUACCGGAAAGAUGGCACUCUGAUUGACGUUGUGGACGUUCGUCUCACCAAUGCUGGCCGGAAUUUCUUUGAUGGAUAUGAACUACUGCGAAUGCAUAAAUUUCACAAACGGAUCGUGCUCGAGCCAGGAUCGGGAUUGCAACCACUGGCAGAAGACAAUGAAGUCUUUGCCUCUCCCUCCGGACAAAUCCUGACCUUUCAGGGCCACCCCGAGAUGACAGCCAAGAUUGCACAAGGCAUCCUAGACCACCGAGACCUGUCAUAUCUCAAUCUAGCUGAUUCCAGUCCUGAGGGUGUUGCGCAGCUGCACAAAGGUUUGGAGAAGGUCGAGGAUGGAAAGCAAGCAUUCGCAAGGGUCAUGUCUUGGGCCUUUGGACCCCAAGCAUAAAUCAAGCGACUGAGUGUCCCUUCGUAAAAUUGGAGGUUUGAAGUCCACAGUAUUUGAAAUCCGUCUCCCUUGAGAAGGAAACGACCUUCUAGAUGAUUUA
Messenger RNA from Exophiala viscosa, 923 nucleotides. RefSeq names its product class I glutamine amidotransferase-like protein. The coding region runs from base 77 to 823 and encodes 248 amino acids. Lineage: Eukaryota; Fungi; Ascomycota; Eurotiomycetes; Chaetothyriales; Herpotrichiellaceae. The transcript has 3 exons. Gene Ontology annotation, cellular component: cytosol. The record is from RefSeq and is a predicted model, not a curated record.